AUGUCGACACAGGACAAGUCUCCACGCGGUGAAAUCAUGCACCACCGUCUCUUGGAACUCAUCGCAACCUACAGGACUAGUUCAACAAACGCGCACCGUGCCGCGCAAUGCCUCAAGUUCCCCUGUUCGACGCCAGUUGCCACCAAUGCUGGAGGACCAAAGUACGACUACAGAGCGCGUCUCCAUACCUCAGCAUCCAGACUGCGACAAUCUACCUCUGAUACAACCCGCAUCCAGGAGGGUAUCGCAAAAGCCAAGGCGCCCAAGAUAUCUAUGCUCACCUUGGAGGACCUCCAGAGCGUGAACCCGAACCCCACAGUCUUCUCGACAGCGGCACCCACGUCGUCAAUCGUCACAUUUAUAGAAGAGCCAGCCACGAAGACGGAGCGGAAACGGAUGCCAAAACUCCAAAGUACGGAAGACGGUGCAUCACUGGAAUCAGAGAUCAUCACGACAUUGCCCAAGAAGAUCGAACUAUCCCAGAAGACCGGGCCCACCACCAAGGUCGAGCCCCCCAGGAAAAUGCCACCGUUACGCGCCCAGAUCAUGGAGCUGGAGGCUACCUACCCAGACUGCGUUCUCCUUGUCAGAGUUGGAGAGUUCUACGAGGUAUUCUUGGACUUCCGCAUUGUGAUGAUGUACCAUGCUGACAUGAUACUCAAGUUGUACGAUCACAACGCUCUUGAAUAUGGACCACUUUUAGGACUCAAGAUGGGAUCCAAGACUUUUGGCGGGAAGACCAUCGCGUUUACAGGAUUUCCUAUGAGGCAGCUGGAUCGACACUUGGAGACCCUGGUCGCCAAACACCAUCUCAAGGUUGCCCUGUGUGAGCAGUACCAGAAUGAUGACGAAGGAGGCAGCCGGUCUUUCCGUCGAUCUAUUCACCGAAUCAUCACCCCUGGCACCUUGAUCGAUGAGCAGUUUCUGGACCAGGGCGAGAACAAUUGGCUACUGGCGGUGUCGACAGACAAGACGAGUCACUUUCUGGGGCUCUCCUGGCUAGAUCUUUCAACGGGCGACUUUUUCACACAGGAGACCACUUACGACAGUUUUCCCAAUGACCUGGCAAGGAUCCGGCCCCGAGAGGUGAUCGUCAACUCGAACCUCAGGACGCAGCCCGAUCACCCUGUUUUACAGACGAUGAAGGAGAUGGGACCGUUUGUUGUAGGGUUCGAGGAUAUGCGGACAGCGGCUCAGAUUGCCGUCAAGUUAGAAAACGAGAUCUUGAGCGAGGCUGCUCAGCUGUAUGAAUUUGAUCCGCGUCAUCUCCAGCCCUUUUCCAACCGAGAGCAGUCGGCCUGCUUGGCUAUCUUGCGAUACAUCAAUCAUACGCAGAUGGGCAGGAAGCCUGUGGUGCAGCAACCGAUCCAGUGGCAGGAUGACUCAAUCAUGAAGAUGGACAAGAAUACUAUCGAGGCACUGGAACUCGUGCGGACACUCAGGGACCCGUCGAGGAUAGGGAGUCUGCUCCAUUAUUUGGACCAAACAAAGACCAAGGCAGGGUCACGACUCCUCUCUGACUGGUUAACCUCACCGUUGACUGGAAUCGACAAAAUCAAUGGACGCCUGGACAUGGUAGAGUUUUUCGGCAAUGACAGCCAUCUCAUGUAUGACGUGGGUAUCUACCUCGCCGAGUGUCGCGAUGCCCAACGAGCCAUCCAAAAGCUGUCUCUAGGCCAGAUCGACCCACAGGACUUGGUCGCCAUCCGGGUCACACUAGAGGCCCUCCAAAAGAUCAAGGCUCGCAUCUCGGAUAAGGUCCAGUUGACAAUGGCCAUAGAACGCUCGUCUCGGGAUGCCGGAAGGAAAGGCACAAGCACAGGUAUCCCCACUCUGGUCAAGGAGACCGUCGACAACAUUCAGGAUUUGGAAGGCAUUUGCCAGUUGAUCCGUAAUGUCGUUGACGAGAGUAUGGACCGGGAGCAGGAGUAUGGGUUCAUUAAUGAGGAUGUCAGUCCAGUUCUGAACGAGCUGCAUCACAAUCUCCGGGGACUCAAGAAGCACAAGAAGGACCUUUUGGAUCACUGGAGAAAUCAUCUUGGGGGGAUCAAGCCGUUUGAGAUCAAGUCAUCGUUUGGGUACCGGCAUGUUGUGGAGAUGCGGAGUACGCUUACCGCGGAUAGACUGCGAGAGUUACUGGAUGGUCAGGUUAUGGAUGUCUCGCAUGCUGACCAACGCCGCGCCAAAGUUCGCUACCAAGUUCCUGUGCUAUCAGAGUUGAUGGACUCGAUCGAGAGGUUGGAGGCACAAAUUGUCCAACAGGAAAAGAGUAUCCUCAGCGCAACACGAGCAGACAUCUUGGAGGAGAGUACAGCUAUUGUACAGAACUGCCGAUACAUUGCACAACUGGAUGUCCUUCUUGCCUUUGCAAGCAUGAUGGUUGAACGGCACUAUACCCGACCUGUGUUGAACAACAGUGGUAAAUCGGUGGUUGUAGCGGGCCGUCAUCCAGUCGUUGAGCUGUCGUUGCAGAGUAGGGGUGGCCAGUUCAUGGAGAACCAUUGCUCAGUCGGUAAUGAUGAGCUGAUUUGGCUACUCACAGGGCCGAACAUGGGCGGGAAGAGCACUUUCUUGAGACAGAAUGCUAUACUGACCAUCAUGGCGCAGAUGGGAUCAUUUGUUCCUGCAGCCAGAGCAGAGUUGGGUAUCGUCGACAAGGUCUUCAGUCGCUUAGGAGCAUCGGACAACUUGGCGAACUCGCAGUCAACGUUUAUGGUGGAAAUGGCAGAGACAGCGUCGAUCCUUCAACAUGCAACAGAAAGAUCGCUUGUUAUUAUGGACGAAGUUGGACGAGGCACAGCGACCCUGGACGGAUGCGCGAUUGCCUAUGCAACACUGCACCACCUCUACCAUGUCAACAGGUGUAGGACACUCUUUGCGACACACUACCAUGAGCUUGCGGAUAUGGUCGGCGCUGUGCCUGGUAACUAUGGUCAGAAAUCUUUGGGAGUCCGUGAGCAGCUUACGACUAAAAGCAACUUCAAGGAGGUCUCUCAGGUCCGUGAGUGGCGUGGACAAAAGCCGUUGGAAAAGGUGCGAUGCUACCAGACGACGCUGGAGGAACAAGGCGAUGGAGCGAUGACAUAUAUCCAUCGGGUAGUGCCUGGUAUCUGUCGGCAGUCGCAUGGGAUCCAUGUUGCGCGGUUGGCGGGGAUGCCUGCAAGUGCUAUCGAUGUGUCCACGAGGAUCCUUAAAGCCAUGCAAGAGUCGCAAUAG
This is a messenger RNA of Linnemannia hyalina, 3216 nucleotides long. The record is from the annotation of a GenBank genome assembly. Lineage: Eukaryota; Fungi; Mortierellomycota; Mortierellomycetes; Mortierellales; Mortierellaceae.